Molecule: messenger RNA, 594 nt
Organism: Colletotrichum scovillei
Lineage: Eukaryota; Fungi; Ascomycota; Sordariomycetes; Glomerellales; Glomerellaceae
Exons: 5
Coding region: 1-594 (197 amino acids)
Source: RefSeq, a predicted model, not a curated record
AUGAUCUCUGGAACUUUCAAGGCAGCGAUACUCGCGGCAAUCGUUGACACUUCGGUCGCAGUCGAUGCUUCGGGCAGCUCCAUAUCACUUGGCCCAACAACUUCAACCAUCAUCAAAGCCGUGACAACAAUUAUCCCGGGCACAGCACUUCCCACACAAAACGGAGUGCGAUCUCGUCUAACGACCUUCGAAUCUUGGCCGGACAACUCUUGGUGUGGCGCCAAAAAGGGCAAGUCGUGUGUCCAGGCCUCACUUUUCGGAUCCUUUGGGCAACUCAGCGGCGACGCUUCUGCCGCUGUCACCGAUGCCGACACCGGUACAAAGCCCAGCUCGUUUGAGCACAAGUCUGGCCCCUUUAUGAGAGGCUAUGGGACCGGAACCGAGUGCAACGCCAACUGCAAUGCCGUCAUCACUCUUGAAAGCCCCGAUAAUGGUUUUAGUAAGACAAUUGCCACCGCUCAGAAGGCUACGAAUACUUUCAAGAAGAUCAACGUCCCUGCGAUGGUCGGAGAAAACCAAGAUGUACAUUCGGUUUCCCUCAUCUGCAUUGGAGACGGCAAUGAUCUAAUCUCGAUUUGGAUCGAAACCGUCUGA